Vespa mandarinia (Asian giant hornet) is the source of this 2202-nucleotide messenger RNA. RefSeq lists its product as uncharacterized. The record is from RefSeq and is a predicted model, not a curated record. Lineage: Eukaryota; Metazoa; Arthropoda; Insecta; Hymenoptera; Vespidae.
CUUUAAUGAUUUGUAGUAUAUCUGUUGUAAUGAUUCACGGUGUUUCGUUGAUAUAAUUAUUCUAUAGACACGUUGUAAAUUACUGAUCAAUUACUCUGUUUUAAUUAAAAAAACAACGGAGCAACAAAUUUUGUUACGCAUACACAUGCGCUCAAGCUUUGUGGUUUUCGUUCAUUUUGACAUUUACGGUUUUUUACGUCUUGUUUUCUUAUAUCUUAUCCUCUUUGUUUUGUUCCCUUCGGAUCUUGCUUCAGACAUUAAUCUUAAAUCCGUCGAGAUUUUAAUUUUCGAUAAUUUGUUUAUGUCCGAGGGAAAAAUGAAAGAUUGAUAUUACAUCUGUAAUAUCAAAAGGGUAUUAACGAAAUAAGCCUAUUAUGAAUACGGAUUCAAAAUUCCAUUUGGUGAAGUUCCGGUGUAUCCGGUAUAUUAUUAAAAAAAGUGGAAAAAAAAAUGGACAACAACGAAGAAGAUGUUCGUCAUUUUAAAGAGAUAUACAAAAGAAAACCUUGCUUUACAAAAUCAAUCGCUCAUUAUCAUGCUUAUCCGAAUUAUGCUUCCGGCGAUCCUUACUCACGAUGCGAACAUUCAAUGAACCACAACGUCAACCAGAUGAAUUCUUAUGGUCGUAAAAAGAAAUCUAAAAUGCAUCGUUGUCCUUCCUGUCAUUGUCAGUUAAAUUUUAAAAGAACAUCAUCCAAAAAGAGGGACAUUGAUAACAUCGAGGCAAUUUUUAAGAAAACUGAGCAUAUAUUUGACAAUGCAUUGACAAACGGUGGUGUAAAGAAAUCGUAUAGCAUUCCUCUCUCACCAAAAUUAGAUCCCCGUUGUCAUCGUACUCAUUAUUCCAAGAAAACAUCGAAUAAUUAUCAUCGACAAAAGGAGCAUAGGAACGAAGAAGAGGAUGAAAAGUUCACGACGAUAAUUGAUGAUAUCAUUAAUAAAGGCGUCGAAAAUGAAUGUUAUAACAAGUAUCCGAACCUUCCGCUAAUUAAUAUGUCGAAGGAUUGUCAUUGUAAGAACAAUCAGUUUUUACAAGACAUACAAGAUUAUUCUGAACUGGACAGUAAUUUUUUUGAUAAAUGUUGUGAAAAAUAUCAUCGAUCAAAGAGAUGUGAUAGUUCCAUGGGAGAAUUUGAAUCGAAUUUGAAGAAAAAAGAAAGCGACCUAGAAUAUAGGCAGUAUUUGAAACAACAGUAUCAUGAGCUUGAUCAGUUGAAGUACACUUCUCAUAUAUGUGAGAAAUUGAAGAAUAUCGAUGAUCAGCAGUGCAAAGAAGAUGAUUUAUCGAACGUCGAACAAACAGAGAGAAAGAAAAAAUCGAACUUUCCCGAGGAUGAGACGAGAAGAAAGAAGAAGGAACAUCAUUUCAAUAACGAAUUGCAAUGUAUUGAUGCAAAGUCUUCUAAGGGGCCCCAAGUUUCGAUGAGUAAUAAUAAGAAUGUGCCAGAGCAGAGAAACGAUAAAACUGUUCAACAAAUAGAAGUUAGCACCAGCUAUCAUAGCAUAAAUGGAGAAACGGAUGGUGACGUCGAUGAUUUUUUGGAGGAUGAAAAAUUAUGUAGAGAAUUGAAGAAUAUUUCUUACUUGAAACCCUGUCGUAUAUCAACUACUGUCAAAAAUAAGAAAGUUACGAAAUCGUUCGAGGGAACGACUUGUGACGGAAAAGAAAUUAACGAGAAAAUCGAGAAUUCUGACGUUGUUGAGAAAAGUGAUCAGCUUGAGGAGGAUCUCGAUCUUCACGCCAGUAAGAGUCAUAUUCUGAAUUUGAUCGACAAAGCUUUGAGCAAAGAAUUUGGUCCUUUGGACGUGAAAAAGAGAGAUCCGGUUAAGGAAGAAAUAACACGGCAAGAGCUGUGCAUUGAGAUAAGUCGUGCACUUCAAAGCGAUAAUUAUGAUUCAUUGGCGCAGAUGUUGUUGAGCAAUCGUGGUACGCCAGAUUACGUAAGGCACCUGAAAAUCUUACGUUGGGAAUAUCUAAAUCAUAUUCAAGAUAAGCUGAGAAAGUUAUAUGAUCUCGAGAAGAUUCUCGACGAUUGUUCAUCGCCGAGGAACUCCUUGUUGACCUUGCAAUCGCAUACAAAUACCACUGAUCAAUAUAAGCACGCUCGAACGUAAAUCUCACGCAAGAGAAGAAAGAAAUCAAAGAAGUCAGCAAGAGAAGAGAGAAUUCAAAACAAAUUGAUCUUAUCCAAAAGGGAGAGC